AUGAAAAUUUUAAUUAUUUAUGUGGCCUCAAUAGCGGUAUUCUAUUUUGUUGAUAAAUCCUUGGAUCUCCAAUUUAUUGAAUCAGACAAACUUAAUCGUUAAUGUGAGACAAAAGUUGAUAAUCAAAAUUAAAGUAUACUCUGUUGUGGGUAUAUAUGGGAAUCUAAUGAAACUAUGGUCACAUUCUAUUUUCGUACACAAACCCAAUUACAACACAUACCUGAUAUUGUCAUUUAUUAUUAAUAAUUUCCUGCAGAGUAAUAACUAAAUAUGACUGAAUUAAUAUCGGUUGACACUAAUAAUUCAUUUCCUAUAGUUAAUGAAAAUUAAGUAGGAAUUGAGGAAUUGAGUAAACAUCAUUUAAAAGCUUUACCUUAUUCAUUCAAAUCAGGAGAUACAGAUGGAAAUGAAAAUUAUCUAAUGACACCUGAAUUAAUAAAAGUUUCAGCUUAUGUUAUUUUUGUCAAAGGUUUAGACAUAGAAUUAGAGGCAUAUUUCAAAAAUAAUUUAAAAUAUUUAGAAGAUUCAUUUGUUACAUUCUUAUGUUUUGUAAUUUUGGCAUUAGCAAUUAAAAUGAUCAAUGAGGAUGAAGAUAAUCUUCUUCCUUUAGGAAAAUAUAUAAAAGAAAAUCAACAUCAUAUGCUCCUAAUGAUAAUUUUAAUUGCUUAACCACUUAGACCCUUGUGUUAUUUCUCAGAAUUUGAAGCUGUAGAAUGGUUAAUCGGAUAGACAUGUUAUGCUAUAGGAGAAUUCUUAUUUUUAAGAUAUUUCUUAUAAAUUCUUUCCUUCCUAAAAGGCUAGGAUAAUAAUACAAAUAAAGGUAGAAAUACUAUUAUAACAAUCUUUGUCAUUAUUCCUAUUAGUAUAGAUAGAUGGUUAAUUGCCUUUGAUAGUUAAUCGUUCGUUAUUAAGGACUUAGAAAAUUAAGUUGAAAACAUUCAUACAAUUAUGAUUAUUUGUUGGUUAUGUUUCUUGGUCUAUUCGGGUAUAUUUGCUUAUGAAGUCAUGAUUAGUUUACAUUCCAAUUUAAUUAGUAAAUUCUAAUCUUUUAUUUAUUAGGACUUGACUUAUUUAUAAUUGACAUCAUCUUUUUCAUUGUCUAUUCAUUCUAAAAGAGUUAAUUUUACUUGUAUUAUGAAAGAUUUGAUCAUCAUUUAUUUAAUCCAAUAAAUAUGUUGAUGAUGGUAUCCUAUAUUGCUAUUCUAUUAAUAAUUGAUUUAAGGAAAGAGAAUGAAAAAAGUAAUGAAUUAUAACCUAUACGACAUCGAAUCAAUUAAGAUGAAGAACAUGGAGAUAAUCUUGAUUUUACAAUUGCUGAAUAUUACAAAGAAAAAGCAAAUGAUGAUCAAGCUUUAAUUUGA
Paramecium pentaurelia is the source of this 1361-nucleotide messenger RNA. The record is from the annotation of a GenBank genome assembly. Lineage: Eukaryota; Ciliophora; Oligohymenophorea; Peniculida; Parameciidae.